UUGUUCAUAAAAAUAAAAGAGCAAUAGACCAUUUACGCAAAAACCGGAAAUACGUAAACAACGCGUAAACGCAAUUCCGGUAUAAGCUUUGUUGUUGGUGGAGAAGUGGCAGCUAGAGUGUUUCCGACUUUCCUAACUUGUCUACCGAAGUUCACCAGCGCCGAUGUGGUGAAGAGUGUGGGUAUACAUUCGUCCACUAAAGGGAACAAACUGGAUAAGGGAUAUAAAUUCUUCCGCGCGGAGUUUAUCCACAAUUAUCAAGCAGAAGACAGGAUUUCUUAAUACACUAACCGUUAGCAGUGAGAUGAAGUUGAAAAUCUGACCCGGACUCACUGUUGUCUCUGGAGCAGGGAUCCAUUGUCCGGACAGCGUCAUAAACAUCUCCUGACUCAUACAGUGUACUUUGAGUUCACACCCAUAUAGUGAAAGUGAUUGAGACCUUCAGUGAAGCUCCUCCCACAACAACCCACCAAUAAAUGCUGGAGUCAAACACACAGAGAAAUCACUCCAUGUGUGACAACUGAAAUCUUCAUGACAUAAUGUUGAUGCUGGUGAAAGAGGAGCUUGAGAAGAUGACAGAUCCACAAUCAUGCAGAAUAAAGGAUGAAGAUACUGAGGAACAAAUAGAUAUGAUGGAAAUAAACACGGAUCAUCUACUUGAACUGAAUGAAGUGGAUGAGAAACAUCAGAAUGUGAAAAGAAACCAUAAUGUUUCACUGAAAGAAACUCUGAAGACAGAAGACAUAAAGUGUGAAAAUAGUUUCAAUGAAGAUGAACGCCCUGCAGAUCACAAGAGAACUCACAGUGAAGAGAAACCUUUCACAUGUCAACAGUGUGGAAAGAGUUUCAGAAGAAAAGAUCACCUUAACAUACAUGUGAGUGUUCACACCGGAGAGAAACCAUUCACUUGUCAUCUGUGCGGAAACAGUUUCAGAAAUAAAAGUACCCUUAAGUUUCACACAUUCAUUCACACUGGAGAGAAACCGUUCACAUGCCAUGAGUGUAAAAAAAGUUUCAGAAGUAAGAGUACCUUAACAGCACACAUGACAAUUCACACAGGAGAGAAACCUCACGCAUGUCUUCAGUGUGAAAAGAGUUACAGAGAUAAACGUGGACUUGAGGCUCACAUGAGAAGUCACACUGGAGAGAAACCUUACAUAUGCUCUCAGUGUGAAAAAAGUUUUUCAAGCAAACGCACUCUUAAGGCACACAUGAAUGUUCACAAUGCAGAAAAACCAUUCACAUGUCAUCACUGUGCAAAAGGUUUUAAAACGAAACGUGACCUUAAUAUACAUGUGAGUAUUCACACUGAAGAGAGACCGUUCACUUGUCAUCACUGUGGAAAGAGUUUUAAAGUGAAAAAUGAACUUAAUAGACACCUAAAAAUUCACACUGGAGAGAAGCCUCACACUUGUCAUGUUUGUGGAAAGAGUUUCAGUUUGAAGUGUAUUCUUAAGAGACACAUGAUGAUUCACAGUGAAAAGAAACCUCACGCAUGUCUUCAGUGUGAAAAGAGUUUCAUAGAAAAAAGUCAACUUGAGAUUCACAUGAGAAGUCACACUGGAGAGAAACCUUACAAAUGUCUUCACUGUGAAAAGAGUUUUACAAGGAAAGAUAUUCUUAAGAUACACAUGAGAAGUCACACUGGAGAAAAACCGUUCACUUGUCAUCAGUGUGGAAAGAGUUUUAAAAUGAAACGUGACCUUAAUGAACACCUAAGAAUUCACACUGGAGAGACACCAUACGCGUGUCAACAGUGUAAAAAGAGUUUCAGGGCAAAAUUUCAACUUACUGUACAUUUGAGAACUCACACUGAAGAGAAACCGUUCACAUGCCAUGAGUGUAAAAAGAGUUUCAAAACAAAAUUUAACCUUAAAAGACACGCAAGAUUUCACACUCAAUAGAAACCAUUCAUGUGUCAACAGUGUGGAUAUGACAACAAAGUUUAGAAAUCAGCUGAGGUCUUAUUAAUAAAACUGUCUGGAGGAUCUUUACUAAAAGUCUACAUGUGCACAAAAGCCAAAAAUGGCGUUCGGCAAAAAAAAAUUCAGGCCGUUUCUCAAUAUGUGUUCUUGUCUGUACUUGUGUUCUUGUGGAGCGGAAGUACUGUUCCAAUUCCAAGUUCACAUCAAGUCAAGUUUACAUAACAUCUCGGGAUGUGUUCUUGAUCCGUUCGUUUUAUUGAGGAUGCAUCAGAAGGUGUAUUGUGUGGACUUAACGACAGCCAAGUUUCCCAGAAUACAUUUCACGUCAACGGCAGUGGAGCUUAAAACCUGCACAAUAUUUGAAAUAUUACUCUUUCUGUCAUAAAAUGUAGCUGUUUAGUCAAGAAAAUAGAUUAAUAAAAUUUAAAUCGGUGGUCAGUUACUGAAGAUAGCGCCUAUAUUAACAUUUCCUCUGAUGAUUUUGGAUAUGUGAGUUCAAGUUGAUCAGCGGGCAGUCAGUGUCGUGUACACCACCGGGGGCAGAUUUAUCACUGCAAGUCCUUCUGAAAUUUGCCGCUGUCUCAUUGCAGCUGCUCUGCCCUUCAGUGUCUGAUCAUUAAACAUGAAAUAUUUCUGUAGCGGUAAACAAGCUUCCAAAUUUCCAAUUUUAUCCCUUGUUUCUUAACCACAAUGAGAGGUGAUGAUGCAAUGUUUCUGACGCGUACAAAGUAGCAUAAAAUCCAAAGAGGCUUGUUGAUGUUUCCUACUGAUAACUUUAUUGUAUCAAAAUUAAAGAUGCAUUUUAGCAUAAAACAAACACAAAUCCACUUUCAGCCAUUCUCCAUGUGUAUCGUCAAUUAACUGUAUGAUCUUGCACCAGCGCCUUCCUCCUGUCAUGGGUGGCAUAACCUUUUAAACAUUUCUCUCACCUAUAGAGGACACACCCUCAAAGAAAUUAACAAUUAAUCAUACAACAACAGAAUUAUAUUUAAAUGAACAAAUUGAACAAAAAUGUGAAAUAAGCUAGUAACUAUGGCUCCUACAAUUCCCUUUUGAUAUAUCUAACUGGCAUUUUUUGGUCUUAUCAAUUUAUUUCUCUUUAUUAUUCAUAUGAAGUCUGUUAUUUGUUAUUAUCGUUUUAACUGAUGUUAAAGUUAAGUUUCAUAACUUAAGUCACAUAUAUUUUCUAUAUAAUCUUAACACUGAAGCAAUAACUUUGUACUUUAACUAGAUUUUUUUCUUGUGUUUACUUCAUGUUGUACAAAAGUUUUGUACUUUUAAAUGAAUGGUCGUGCUUUAUAUCAUAUUUUAUUUUGUAAUAAACACAU
Paramisgurnus dabryanus is the source of this 3253-nucleotide messenger RNA. RefSeq lists its product as uncharacterized. The record is from RefSeq and is a predicted model, not a curated record. NCBI's taxonomy places the organism in Eukaryota, Metazoa, Chordata, Actinopteri, Cypriniformes, Cobitidae. Gene Ontology annotation, biological process: regulation of transcription by RNA polymerase II. Gene Ontology annotation, molecular function: RNA polymerase II cis-regulatory region sequence-specific DNA binding; DNA-binding transcription activator activity, RNA polymerase II-specific. Gene Ontology annotation, cellular component: nucleus.